This is a messenger RNA of Hirsutella rhossiliensis, 3201 nucleotides long. RefSeq names its product elongation factor tu GTP binding domain-containing protein. Bases 1 to 3201 code for a protein of 1066 amino acids. Gene Ontology annotation, biological process: cytosolic ribosome assembly. NCBI's taxonomy places the organism in Eukaryota, Fungi, Ascomycota, Sordariomycetes, Hypocreales, Ophiocordycipitaceae. The transcript has 2 exons. Gene Ontology annotation, molecular function: ribosome binding; GTP binding; GTPase activity. Gene Ontology annotation, cellular component: cytosol; ribonucleoprotein complex. The record is from RefSeq and is a predicted model, not a curated record.
AUGCCUGUUGUCAGCCCUGAACGGCUCGCGAGCCUGCAGCGGCAGUCCCAUGAUAUCCGCAAUAUUUGUAUUCUGGCCCACGUUGAUCACGGCAAGACUUCCCUGACUGAUGCCUUGUUGGCCACCAACGGCAUCAUCUCGCCCAAACUGGCCGGCAAGAUCCGGUACCUUGACUCGCGCCCUGAUGAGCAAACCCGCGGCAUCACCAUGGAGUCGUCGGCCAUUUCGCUCUACUUCUCCAUGCUCCGGAGAUCCGCCCCUGGCGCGGACCCUGUCCCCAAGGAGUAUCUCAUCAAUCUGAUUGACUCACCCGGCCACAUCGACUUCAGUAGUGAGGUCUCCACAGCUUCCCGACUAUGCGAUGGGGCCGUGGUCCUCGUUGAUGCCGUUGAAGGGGUUUGCAGCCAAACCGUCACUGUUCUUCGCCAAACGUGGAUGGAAAAGCUAAAGCCCCUGCUCGUCAUUAACAAGAUGGACCGGCUGGUGACGGAGCUGAAAAUGUCCCCCGCAGAGGCCUAUGUUCAUCUAAGCAAGCUGCUUGAGCAGGUCAAUGCCGUGCUGGGCAGUUUCUUUCAAGGCGAACGAAUGGAGGAGGAUCUGAAUUGGAGGGAGACCAUGGAGGAGCGCGUCAACGCCGCGGCCGCCGCUAAAGCAUCUGCGGCCGAGGACACGGUCAGCGAGACGGGAGAGCUCCAAUUCGAAGAACGGGACGACGAAGACAUCUACUUUGCGCCGGAAAAGAACAACGUCAUCUUCAGCAGCGCCAUCGACGGCUGGGCGUUUACCUGCCGGCAGUUUGCCAGUCUAUACGAGAAGAAACUCGGCAUCAGGAGAGGCGUCAUGGAAAAAGUUCUCUGGGGCAACUUUUAUCUCGACCCCAAGACAAAGAAAAUUCUCGGCCCAAAGCACCUCAAAGGACGAAACCUGAAGCCCAUGUUUGUGCAGCUCGUUCUCGAGCCCAUCUGGACCGUCUACCAGGCUACAUGCGGCGGAGACAGCGGUAAGGGAGACCCGGACAUGCUCGAAAAGGUCACAAAGUCCCUGAGCAUUACCAUUCCGCCUCAUGUAAUCCGGGCGAGAGAUUCGAGGCUGCUUUUGACGACCGUCUUUGCCUCGUGGCUGCCCUUGUCGACGGCGCUGCUGGUAUCCGUCGUCGAAUCCCUGCCAUCCCCACCGGUGGCGCAAGCCGAACGUCUGCCCGACCUGCUCGAGCAUUCGCCGGGGUCGCAAUGCAUUGACAAGGGUGUCCGUGACGCCGUGGUGUCGUUCAAAGACGAAAAGUCAGAUCCAGUCGUCGCGUACGUCAGCAAGAUGGUCUCCAUCCCCGAGAACGAGCUCCCCGAGAACAAAAGGAGAACCACGGGCCAGAUGAGCGGAGAAGAAGCACGGGAGCUGGCCCGGAGAAAGAGGGCCGAAGCAACAAGAGCACAAGCUGCCAGGGAGGAAACCGGGAUCGGGAGUCUCACGGAGGCUGUCGAUUCCGCCAACAUCGACGAUGCUGUCCCAGAGACGGAGGAGAAGAAGGCGGACCCUGAGCGCCUGGUGGGCUUCGCCCGGAUAUACUCUGGCCACCUUUCCGUCGGCGACACUCUCUACGUUGUGCCUCCCAAGUGGUCUCCUGCGGAUCCUCGUGCGGAUGCUAAGCCGCAACAAGUCACCGUGACCGCGCUCUACAUGUUCAUGGGCAGAAACCUAGAACCCCUGGAUUCGGUGCCGGCGGGUGUGGUGUUUGGCAUUGGCGGGCUGGAAGGCAAGAUUCUGAAAUCCGGAACUCUCUGCAGCCGCCUGCAAGGCGCCGUCAACCUCGCGGGCGUAAGCCUGACUGGAAAGCCGAUUGUGCGGGUAGCGCUGGAGCCAAAAAACCCAGCAGACCUCGACAAGAUGAUCAAGGGGCUGCAACUUCUCGUGCAAAGCGACCCUUGCGCCGAGUACGAACAGUUUGCCAGCGGCGAGCACGUCCUGCUGACCGCCGGUGAGCUGCAUCUCGAGCGAUGCCUCCUGGACCUCAAGGAAAGAUUUGCCUGCUGCGACAUUCAGGCGGGCGCGCCCAUCGUGCCUUACAGGGAGACGAUCGUUCGUGCAGAGGAGAUGCGACCGCCGGCAAACAAAGACCUCGGACGGGGGGCCGUUGUCGGCGUUACGAGCUCGAAACAGGUGACAAUUACACUUCGCGUCCGGCCACUGCCGGCAGAUGUCACCGAAUUUCUCAUCAAGAACGGCGACUCCAUCAAGCGGCUGUACACGGAACGCAGAUCCACCGAGGAUGGCGGCAGCAACGGAGCCGGCGAGGAGAACAUUGUGCCGGACACGGCGGUCACAGCUAGCAAUACACUGUCGGUCGACGAGUUCAAGCAGCAGCUCCAGCAACAGCUGGAGACGGGCAAGGGGCGCGAUGUGUGGAAGAGCCGCGUGAAUCAGAUUGCAGCGUUUGGGCCGCGACGCACGGGGCCGAACCUGCUCGUCGACGCGACCAAGGACGGCAUUUUGCCCAAGGUAUUCACGGCCAACAAAAGCUUCAAUGAUGCCCCUCGGGCAGAAGAGACCCUUCGAGCCUCCCACUUGUCGGACAAGAUUACCUACGCUUUCCAACUGGCGACGGCGCAGGGGCCGCUGUGCCACGAGCCCAUGCAAGGAGUUGCCGUCUUCAUCGAGGAUGUCGGCCUGAGCCUUUCCGAGGACGACUCGUCGGCCCACGACAGGCUCGGCAGGUUGACGGGCGAAAUUAUCAAGUCGCUACAGUCGUCGGUCCGCGCGGCUUUUCUCGACUGGUCGCCGCGCCUGAUGCUGGCCAUGUACUCGGUCGAGAUCCAGGCAUCGACCGAGGUCCUCGGCCGCGUGUAUGACGUGCUGACCCGGCGGCGCGGACGCGUCAUGGCCGAGACCAUGAAGGAGGGCACGCCCUUCUUCACCAUCCAGGCACUGCUCCCCGUGGCCGAGAGCUUCGGGUUUGCAGACGAGAUGCGCAAGCGCACGAGCGGAGCGGCGCAGCCACAGCUGAUCUUUGCGGGGUUCGAGAUUCUGGACGAGGACCCGUUCUGGGUGCCCUUCACCGAGGACGACCUAGAGGACCUGGGCGAGCUGGCGGACAAGGAGAAUGUGGCGAAGCGGUAUAUGGACGGGGUCAGGCGGAAGAAGGGUCUGCUGGUCGAGGGCCGGCUCGUCGCGACAGACGCAGAGAAGCAAAAGACGCUGAAGCGAUGA